Molecule: messenger RNA, 4870 nt
Organism: Protopterus annectens (West African lungfish)
Lineage: Eukaryota; Metazoa; Chordata; Ceratodontiformes; Protopteridae
Product: breast cancer type 1 susceptibility protein homolog
Biological process (GO): chordate embryonic development; double-strand break repair via homologous recombination; dosage compensation by inactivation of X chromosome
Cellular component (GO): BRCA1-A complex; BRCA1-BARD1 complex; plasma membrane
Molecular function (GO): ubiquitin-protein transferase activity
Source: RefSeq, a predicted model, not a curated record
UAGCCAAUGAUGAGUACUUUGAAGAGGAUUCUGGGCAAGAAGGAAAGGAAGACUGCUCUUUUGGAUUGAACUCUGAAGUAAAAACAGACUGUUUCAUUUCUGAUGGAAGCCACAUCUGCUCUGGCAGUCUACAUCCAGACUUAAACACAUCAAGUAAAAUUGUUUUUAAUGAAAAAUCGUCUGGCACAGAAAUAUCAUACUCUGUCACUGAUGCAAACCAAGACAUUGAAAAAGUUUUUAUUUCCAAAAGUAGCAAAGAGGCAAUCAGGGAUUGGGUAGCAUACAAGUUAGAAGAUGCACAGCAUAAAUGUGAUAAAGAUAAGAGAAAUGAAGAUUUGGGCAGUGAAAAUCAGAAAGAAAGUACUAAUCAGGAGUUACAAGCAUCCCUCAAACCUUGUGAUAAUGAGUCUGUAGAUGUUUCCAAGACUCGCUUAAGAAGAAGCAUUGAAAAAGUCAGUGAGUGGCUUUCUAGAUCUGCUGAUGGAUUACAGACUUCUGGUGAUGAAGCCAGUUCACAGCAGAAAAGUAUUACUUUAGGACAGGAUGCAAAUUAUGAAGAAGUAUCAGUUGCAAUACCCUGGGUUCCGGAUGUGACUGGAAUUUGUCAAUUUCAUGACACUGGUGAACAAAGUGAACAUAACAGAUCAUCAGAGAAGCUGAGUAAUUGUACUGUACAGGAAAAAAUAUUUGGGAAAACAUAUAAGAGAGAAAAGAAGCAAUCUGGUCAACUGAACUUAAAUUUUACAUCUGAAAACAGAAGUGAUGUUUCAGUUGCUAAAACAACUGAAAAUACCAAAGUAGAUAGAACAGAUACUAAGAAAAAAAGGAAAAGAUCUUCUGGUUUACAACCAGAAGACUUCAUUAAAAGAGAUUGUAACAAAAGGAUUAAUGAUCAACCUGUAGUAAAUGAUGCUGAAUCUGUUAAUCCAUUAGUUAUAAAAAAUAUUGAAGCUGGCUGUGAUGUUGGAACAGAUAAAGAUUUCAACUGCAAAACAGGUGAUAUCACAAAUGAAAACUUACUUAGUAAUGUUACUGGGAAUGAAGGCACAUCAAGUGCAGCAGUAGAUUUUGAUUAUUCUGCACAAAACAUAGUGGUGGUUAUGGAACAGGAGUCUGACAAACAGAAAAGCAAAGUGAUUAGGAAAUGUUCCCCAAAAAUGUCUCUUCAUCUGGUUGCUGAAAAGGACCUUGAGGAUCUACAUCAAGCAGAAGUAUCUGGCAGUCCAAUAAUGAGCCAUUCUGUUGUGACAGUAGAGCAGGUACAUAGUUAUUUAACUACUGAGGAGCAAACGGUAGAAACAGUUGAGCUUAAGAAAACAAGGCAGAGUAGGAAGUGCUCUGUUUUGACUGAAAGUGAGAGAACAUAUUCAAGAAGUGUUACUGGACUGAAUAUACUGCCGCAUGUUAGUUUUGAGCAUUCUGAAAAGGCUUUCAGUGUCAGAGAAAAUGAGCAUGAAAAAGUAAUAGACUUCGAAUCAUUAGAACCAUCUUGUAAGAAUGAACAGAUAACUAUUCAUACUGAGAUAGAAACUCUGUCUAAGAUGAAUCACAGUGGCUUGGAGCUUCCUCGUACCAUGUUUAGCCUUUCAAGCAAUAUGUUUGCUGACAAUUCAGAAGAAAACUUCACUCUUAAGCACCAGGCUUAUAAUAAUUCUUGCAAUGUGCUGCAGGAACAUGCUGUUGUACAGCACUCUUCUCAAAGUAACCAUGAGACUGUAGUGAUAAGCAGUUUUGUCAGUUCAGAUCAUGUACAACAAGAAAGCCUUUCCCAUACUAUGUGUAUAGAAAAGUCAGAAGAUGUUGCCCAAGGGAAUUGUGAUGAAAAGAGAGCUUCCAUGGUUAAAGAUGCAACUGCAGAAAAUGAAGACAGUGAAGUUGACACAGAGCAUUUGUUGCAGUCAUUUCGGAUCUCAAAAAGAAAGUCAUUUAUAUUACACCAUAGCCCAAUACCAAGUUUUUCUGUUCAAGAAUCUAUGCUGCAAAAAUCUUGUAAUCCAGAAAACAGUAAAUCAGAAAUUUUUGAAGGAGAGAUGGUAGUGUGUAGCAGUAACAAAUUUGAAAACUGUCACUCAAUUGGUUUGAACAAUGAAAACUCAACAAAUUGUCAGGUACAGAAAAUUGAGGAAAAUGCUGCAAAUGGAGCUGUGAAUAGUGAAUCUUUACAGGUGCACUCUGAUGAUACAAAUAUAAGCUGUAAUGAAAUUCCCUUUGAAGAGAAGUGUAUGGCUGAUAGUGUAUGUGGUUUGCCACUGGUAGUCCAGCAGAUUUCACCAGUAUCAGAAAGAAAAAAGACUAAAUGUUCAGAAGAUAGUGAAAAACAAAAACAGAAACGUUUUAAGAUCAAUUCAUCUGUUGUUCUUGUAAAUUACAGCUUGAGUCAGGACAGCUCCACAAGUGAUAGUGUUUCUGAAGGAGUUUCUGAACAACAUCAGGUACCGAAAGCUAACUGUGAGGUGAUAAAUAUGCCCGGAUCAUUAAAGAGAAUCUGUGAUAAUCAAGAAGCAGGAUUGCCAGUGAAUUCCCUGCCUGAAUCAAUGCCGUUAUUUUCUGUAACUAGUCAAAUAAACCAAGCAAGUAUUUAUCAGGCAAGUGCUGAGUGUGAACUUCACAAAUCCAAACAUAACGAGUCAUUGAAACAAAAUGGCAUUCUUCAAGUUGGUACAUGCUUUGGUAGUAAAGAAAUAUUGCCAGAUGCUAAAAAUACAGGUCUGAAUGCUGUCAUAAAUGGAACAACAGAAGAGUAUUUAUUAGAAGACACUGAUGGCAAAAGACAGACUUCCAAAUCUUUUAUUCCUUUAACACCUGACAGUCUUACUUCAACAGUUAAACUCAGUGGCACAAACUGUUCUCAGGACUCUUCUACAUCCCCCAGUUGCAGUUUAAUGAAAGAUUUCCAGUUGAAUGAGGAACAGCAAAGUGAUAAUACUGGCAAGAGGAGUAACAGUAGUGAAAUGAUAUCAGAAGGUAAGAAUAUAUUGUUCUGUAAAAGCACAGAAUGUUUACGAGAGGGUGAUGUUUCCAGUAGUGCAUCACAGAGUAUGAUCCAGUAUAGAAAACGGUCAGCGCAAAAGCUGGACUCUUCUGAAUCAAAUUCAAGUGAUGACGAACUUCCAUGUUUUCAAGUAGUGUUCUCUAGUAACUCAAAAAGCAAAAGAUCAACUGAAAAUACUACUGAAGCUCUGAAAGAAUUGUCUACGAACAGUGAUUUGGAUAGAGAAAUUACUUCAAGCCAGUGUUCUGAACAUUCUGUUGAUUUGUUUUCACCUGGAUAUGAAGAGGCUUUCCCCAAACCCCAUAUGGAGGGAACAUUGUCUACAUAUGAUAAGCAGGAGCAAACAGUGUGCAGUAUAAAAAUCAUUGCUCAAGAAAGUCAAAAUCAAAAACCAAACGGAAUAUGUGAACACAAAAUGGAGGAAGAAUUCCCCAAGAAAUAUGAAGUGCCUGCUAACCACAGUGAAGGGGCAAACAGAGAUACUGAUAAAGGAGAAACGUCUGGAUGUGAAAGUGAAGCCAGUCACACUGGUGAUUCAUCUGGGUUUUCUUCUCAGAGCGACAUUCUUACAACUCAGCAGAGGGAAGCAAUCCAGAAGAACAUUGAAAAACUUGAGCAAGAAAUGGCAGUUCUAGAAGCAGUGUUAGAGGAGCAUGAGACACAAGCUGGACCCUCAUUCUCUCCAUCCCGGAAUGGAAGCAGUUUGUCUCAUGGGCCAGAAAAGGAAAUGGUUAAUUUGCAAAUGGCCCCCGUUCACCAACUCCUCCGUCUACUCCAUCUUACUCUCAACUGAAAAGGGAUAAAACACCAGAAAAAGUAAGAGCUGCUUUGAGCAUUUUAGAAGAGCUUAAAGCAAAUAUCAAGUCCCAGGAAGAUGGCGCAUCGUGUCUUAGUAUGAUGCCGGAUGGAGAAAUAUUGGAACAGUCCUGUCCAUGGACUCACAAAACAGGAGAAAAUGCAGAAGCUGUUGAAAAUGAACCAUGUUCCUCCACUGGAAAUACACAAAUGUCAAAAGAUGCCUCCUGGAGGCUACAAGCCAACAAAGGUCUAGAAACAGAAACAACACCAAGACAGAGUGCUAAAGGGCUUCUGCUAAAGAGAUCACCUUUCUUACUUCUGCCUCCUCCAUCCAGUAAAACUGGAAACAGCAAGAGUCCUGUAGUGACAAGCAGAAGAAAAAUGUCAUUGGUCGCAUCUGGCCUUGGCAAAAAUGAACUUUUGCUUGUGCAGAAGUUUUCAAGAAAACUGCAGUGCUCCUUUUCCAGUCAGAUCACAAAUGAAACAACUCAUGUCAUUAUGAAAACAGAUGAAGAGCUGGUGUGUGAACGGACACUGAAGUAUUUUCUUGGAAUAGCAGGCAGAAAGUGGAUAAUUGGCUUUCAGUGGGUUGUUGAGAGUUUUAAACAAGGAAGAAUUUUGGAUGAGUGCAACUUUGAAGUGAGAGGAGAUAUCGUCAAUGGAAGAAACCAUGGGGGCCCAAGAAGGGCAAGAGAAAUUGCAGAUGGGGAGUUGCUUUUGAAGGAUUAUGAAAUUUGUUGCUAUGGACCUUUCACAGAUAUGCGCUCAGAUCAGUUGGAAUGGCUAGUAGAGCUGUGUGGUGCCAUAGUAGUGAAGGAGCCUUACUUAUUCUCAUAUAGUCCAAGUCACACUUCAUUGGUGUUGGUUCAGCCUGAUGCUGCAACUGGGGUCACUGAUUACAAAGCACUGCAACGAAAGUAUGGUGCCUCGGUGGUAACAAGAGAAUGGGUUCUCGAUAGUGUUGCCUGCUACCAGUGCCAGAAUUGGCAUGACUAUAUGGUUUGCCCCAAGUGAUAAAGAUGAUACAAAUCAGAGCACUUAUUUUAUGUAAAUGUUUUAAUAAAACAAAUGUGAAUUAAA